Scomber japonicus (chub mackerel) is the source of this 11910-nucleotide messenger RNA. RefSeq lists its product as uncharacterized. NCBI's taxonomy places the organism in Eukaryota, Metazoa, Chordata, Actinopteri, Scombriformes, Scombridae. Gene Ontology annotation, molecular function: protein binding. The record is from RefSeq and is a predicted model, not a curated record.
CAGCUGCUGGAGGAGAACAUCGUCACUUUUAUGAAGAACGAGCUGAAGAGAGUCCAGAGGGGUCUUAGUCCAGAUUAUCCAGAAUGCUUAGAGAGUCAGAGUGAGGAUGAGGAGGUGUUGGACAUUGAGGAGAAAGAGCAGAGGAGGAGCAGCAGAGACGCAUUUCUGAAGAUCACAGUGCACUUCCUGAGGAGAAUGAAGCAGGAGGAGCUGGCUGAGCGUAAGUGUCGACGUAAACUCAAGUCUAACCUGGAGAAGAAGUUCCAGUGUCUGUUUGAGGGGAUCGCUAAAGCAGGAAACCCAACCCUUCUGAAUCAGAUCUACACACCGCUCUACAUCACAGAGGGAGGGACUGCAGAGGUCAAUGAUGAACAUGAGGUCAGACAGAUUGAAACAGCAUCCAGGAAACCAGACAGACCAGAAACAACAAUCAGACAAGAAGACAUCUUUAAAGCCUCACCUGGAAGAGAUGAACCAAUCAGAACAGUGAUGACAAAGGGAGUGGCUGGCAUUGGGAAAACAGUCUUAACACAGAAGUUCACUCUGGACUGGGCUGAAGACAAAGCCAACCAGGACAUACACUUCACAUUUCCAUUCACUUUCAGAGAGCUGAAUGUGCUGAAAGGGAAAAGGUACAGCUUGGUGGAACUUGUUCAUCACUUCUUUACUGAAACCAAAGAAGCAGGAAUCUGCAGGUUUGAAGAGUUCCAGGUUGUGUUCAUCUUUGACGGUCUGGAUGAGUGUCGACUUCCUCUGGACUUCCACAACACUGAGAUCCUGACUGAUGUUACAGAGUCCACCUCAGUGGAUGUGCUGCUGACAAACCUCAUCAGGGGGAAACUGCUUCCCUCUGCUCGCCUCUGGAUAACCACACGACCUGCAGCAGCCAAUCAGAUCCCUCCUGAGUGUGUCGGCAUGUUGACAGAGGUCAGAGGGUUCACUGACCCACAGAAGGAGGAGUACUUCAGGAAGAGAUUCAGAGAUGAGGAGCAGGCCAGCACCAUCAUCUCCCACAUCAAGACAUCACGAAGCCUCCACAUCAUGUGCCACAUCCCAGUGUUCUGCUGGAUCACUGCUACAGUUCUGGAGGAUGUGUUGAAAAGCAGAGAGGGAGGAGAGCUGCCCAAAAACUCUGCUGACUGAAGUUCAGAUGUGUUGAAAAGCAGAGAGAGAGGAGAGCUGCCCAAGACCCUGACUGAGAUGUACAUCCACUUCCUGGUGCUUCAUUUCAAACUGAAGAACGUCAAGUAUGAUGGAGGAGCUGAGACAGAUCCACACUGGAGUCCAGAGAGCAGGAAGAUGAUUGAGUCUCUGGGAAAACUGGCUUUUGAGCAGCUGCAGAAAGGCAACCUGAUCUUCUAUGAAUCAGACCUGACAGAGUGUGGUAUCGAUAUCAGAGCAGCCUCAGUGUACUCAGGAGUGUUCACACAGGUCUUUAAAGAGGAGAGAGGGCUGUACCAGGACAAGGUGUUCUGCUUCGUCCAUCUGAGUGUUCAGGAGUUUCUGGCUGCUCUUCAUGUCCAUCUGACAUUCAUCAAGUCUGGAGUCAAUCUGCUGACAGAAGAACAAACAACAUACAGGUGGCCUGAAGUGUUCAGAGACAAAUCAACCCAUUUCUACCAGAGUGCUGUGGACGAGGCCUUAAAGAGUCCAAAUGGACACCUGGACUUGUCCCUCCGCUUCCUCCUGGGUCUUUCACUGCAGACCAAUCAGACUCUCCUACGAGGUCUGCUGACACAGACAGGAAGUAGCUCUCAGACCAAUCAUAAAACAGCGGAGUACAUCAAAAAGAAGAUCAGUGAGAAUGUGUCUGCAGAGAGAAGCAUCAAUCUGUUCCACUGUCUGAAUGAACUGAAUGAUCGUUCUCUAGUGGAGGAGAUCCAACAGUACCUGAGAUCAGGAAGUCUCUCCACAGAUAAACUGUCUCCUGCUCAGUGGUCAGCUCUGGUCUUCAUCUUACUGUCAUCAGAAAAAGAUCUGGACGUGUUUGACCUGAAGAAAUACUCUGCUUCAGAGGAGGCUCUUCUGAGGCUGCUGCCAGUGGUCAAAGCCUCCAACAAAGCUCUGCUGGAUGGCUGUAACCUCUCAGAGAGAAGCUGUGCAGCUCUGUCCUCAGUUCUCAGCUCCCAGUCCUCUCAUCUCACAGAGCUGGACCUGACUAACAACAAUCUGCAGGAUUCAGGAGUUAAGCAACUGUCUGUUGGACUCGAGAAUCUACAUUGCACACUGAAAACUCUCAGUCUGUCAGGAUGUCUGAUCACAGAGGAAGGCUGUGCUUCUCUGGCCUCAGCCCUGAGCUACAACCCCUCCCAUCUGAGAGAGCUGGACCUGAGAUACAAUCAUCCAGGAGACUCAGGAGAGAAGCUUCUGUCUGCUGGACUGGAGGAUCCACACUGGAGAAUGGACGUUCCCAGUGAUCAGUCUGCACAGCAUCAUCAAACACAGCUGGACUCCAUAUUUAUGCUGCUGGAGGAAAACAUUGUCACUUUUAUGAAGAACGAGCUGAAGAGAGUCCAGAGGGGUCUGAGUCCAGAUUACCCAGAAUGCUUAGAGAGUCAGAGUGAGGAUGAGGAGGUUUUGGACGAUGAGGAGGAAGAGCAAAGGAGGAGCAGCAGAGAGGCAUUUCUGAAGAUCACAGUGCACUUCCUGAGGAGAAUAAAGCAGGAGGAGCUGGCUGAGCGUCUGCAAAUCAGAACUCGUGCUGCAAAGUGUCGACGUAAACUCAAGUCUAACCUGCAGAAGAAGUUCCAGUGUCUCUUUGAGGGGAUCGCUAAAGCAGGAAACCCAACCCUUCUGAAUCAAAUCUACACACCGCUCUACGUCACAGAGGGAGGGACUGCAGAGGUCAAUGAUGAACAUGAGAUCAGACAGAUUGAAACAGCAUCCAGGAAACCAGACAGACCAGAAACAACAAUCAGACAAGAAGACAUCUUUAAAGCCUCACCUGGAAGAGAUGAACCAAUCAGAACAGUGAUGACAAAGGGAGUGGCUGGCAUUGGGAAAACAGUCUUAACACAGAAGUUCACUCUGGACUGGGCUGAAGAGAAAGCCAACCAGGACAUACACUUCACGUUUCCAUUCACUUUCAGAGACCUGAAUGUGCUGAAAGAGAAAAAGUACAGCUUGGUGGAACUUGUUCAUCACUUCUUUACUGAAACCAAAGAAGCAGGAAUCUGCAGAUUUGAAGAGUUCCAGGUUGUGUUCAUCUUUGACGGUCUGGAUGAGUGUCGACUUCCUCUGGACUUCCACAACACUGAGAUCCUGACUGAUGUUACAGAGUCCACAUCAGUGGAUGUGCUGCUGACAAACCUCAUCAGGGGGAAACUGCUUCCCUCUGCUCGCCUCUGGAUAACCACACGACCUGCAGCAGCCAAUCAGAUCCCUCCUGAGUGUGUCGGCAUGGUGACAGAGAUCAGAGGGUUCACUGACCCACAGAAGGAGGAGUACUUCAUGAAGAGAUUCAGAGAUGAGGAUCAGGCCAGCACCAUCAUCUCCCACAUCAAGACAUCACGAAGCCUCCACAUCAUGUGCCACAUCCCAGUCUUCUGCUGGAUCACUGCUACAGUUCUGGAGGAUGUGUUGAAAAGCAGAGAUGGAGGAGAGCUGCCCAAGUCUCUGACUGAGAUGUACAUCCACUUCCUGGUGCUUCAGUCCAAACUGAAAAAUGUCAAGUAUGAUGGAGGAGCUGAGACAGAUCCACACUGGAGUCCAGAGAGCAGGAAGAUGAUUGAGUCUCUGGGAAAAGUGGCUUUUGUGCAGCUGCAGAAAGGCAACCUGAUCUUCUAUGAAUCAGACCUGACAGAGUGUGGCAUCGAUAUCAGAGCAGCCUCAGUGUGCUCAGGAGUGUUCACACAGGUCUUUAAAGAGGAGAGAGGGCUGUACCAGGACAAGGUGUUCUGCUUCGUCCAUCUGAGUGUUCAGGAGUUUCUGGCUGCUCUUCAUGUCCAUCUGACAUUCAUCAAGUCUGGAGUCAAUCUGCUGGCAGAAAAACAAACAACAUCAUGGUGGUCUGAAGCGUUCGGAGACAAAUCAACAUGUUUCUACCAGAGUGCUGUGGACGAGGCCUUAAAGAGUCCAAAUGGACACCUGGACUUAUUCCUCCGCUUCCUCCUGGGUCUUUCACUGCAGACCAAUCAGACUCUCCUACGAGGUCUGCUGACACAGACAGGAAGCAGCUCACAGACCAAUCAGAAAACAGUCAAAUACAUCAAGAAGAAGAUCAGUGAGAAUGUGUCUGCAGAGAAAAGCAUCAAUCUGUUCCACUGUCUGAAUGAACUGAAUGAUCGUUCUCUAGUGGAGGAGAUCCAACAGUCCCUGAGAUCAGGAAGUCUCUCCACAGAUAAACUGUCUCCUGCUCAGUGGUCAGCUCUGGUCUUCAUCUUACUGUCAUCAGAAAAUGAUCUGGAUGUGUUUGACCUGAAGAAAUACUCUGCUUCAGAGGAGGCUCUUCUGAGGCUGCUGCCAGUGGUCAAAGCCUCCAACAAAGCUCUGCUGAGUGUCUGUAACCUCUCAAGGAGAAGCUGUGCAGCUCUGUCCUCAGUUCUCAGCUCCCAGUCUUCUAGUCUGAGAGAUCUGGACCUGAGUAACAACGAUCUGCAGGAUUCAGGAUUGAAGCAGUUUUCUGCUGGACUGGAGAGUCCACACUGCAGACUGGAAACUCUCAGUCUGUCAGGAUGUCUGAUCACAGAGGAAGGCUGUGCUUCUCUGGCCUCAGCUCUGAGCUGCAACCCCUCCCAUCUGAGAGAGCUGGACCUGAGAUACAAUCAUCCAGGAGACUCAGGAGAGAAGCUUCUGUCUGCUGGACUGAAGGAUCCACACUGGAGACUGGACACUCUCAGGUAUGGACAGACAGGUGGACACUCUCAGGUAUGGACAGACAGGUGGACACUCUCAGGUAUGGACAGACAGGUGGACACUCUCAGGGAGGAAGGCUGUGCUUCUCUGGCCUCAGCCCUGAGCUCCAACCCCUCCCAUCUGAGAGAGUUGGACCUGAGCUACAAUCACCCAGGAGACUCAGGAGAGAAGCUUCUCUCAGAGAGAAGCUGUGCAGCUCUGUCCUCAGCUCUCAGCUCCCAGUCCUCUAGUCUGAGAGAUCUGGACCUGAGUAACAACAACCUGCAGGAUUCAGGAGUGAAGCAGCUUUCUGCUGGACUGGAGAGUUCACACUGCAGACUGGAAACUCUCAGUCUGUCAGGAUGUCUGAUCACAGAGGAAGGCUGUGCUUCUCUGGCCUCAGCUCUGAGCCACAACCCCUCCCAUCUGAGAGAGCUGGACCUGAGCUACAAUCAUCCAGGAGACUCAGGAGAGAAGCUUCUGACUGCUGGACUGAAGGAUCCACACUGGAGACUGGACACUCUCAGGAUGGACCAUGGUGGACCGCAGAGACUAAAACCUGGUCUGAGAAAAGGCUGCAGAGUCCUCAGAUGGACCUGCUCAGUGGGUCUGAUGGGAAGAGCUGCUGCUUCUCUGUUUCCUACACAGUGUGAGGACAGAGAGGAGGAAGUCUCUCCCUUUAAAAGCUCUCUGUGUGGGGAACAUGACAGCCAGACCAAAGCUCAGAGGAUGCAGCAGCAGAGAGCAGACUCUCCUGAACCCAGCUGUGUGUCCAUGAAGAGUGACCGGUCUAUGGGUCAUCCUUUUACAUUUAAAGAUGCACAACCUGCUGAUGGAAGGAUGCAGCAGCAGAGAGCAGACUCUCCUGAACCCAGCUGUGAUGGACAACCUGCUGAUGGAAAAGUUCAGCAGCAGAGCUCAGAGGUUCCCAGUGAUCAGUCUGCACAGCAGCAUCAAACACAGCUGGACUCCAUAUUUAUGCUGCUGGAGGAGAACAUCGUCACUUUUGUGAAGAACGAGCUGAAGAGAGUCCAGAGGGGUCUGAGUCAAGAUUACCUAGAAUGCUUAGAGAGUCAGAGUGAGGAUGAGGAGGUGUUGGACGGUGAGGAGGAAGAGCAGAGGAGGAGCAGCAGAGAGGCAUUUCUGAAGAUCACAGUGCACUUCCUGAGGAGAAUGAAGCAGGAGGAGCUGGCUGAGCGUCUGCAGAGCAGAACGCGUGCUGCCAAGUGUCGACGUAAACUCAAGUCUAACCUGGAGAAGAAGUUCCAGUGUCUGUUUGAGGGGGUCGCUAAAGCAGGAAAUCCAACCCUUCUGAAUCAGAUCUACACACCGCUCUACAUCACAGAGGGAGGGACUGCAGAGGUCAAUGAUGAACAUGAGGUCAGACAGAUUGAAACAGCAUCCAGGAAACCAGACAGACCAGAAACAACAAUCAGACAAGAAGACAUCUUUAAAGCCGCACCUGGAAGAGAUGAACCAAUCAGAACAGUGAUGACAAAGGGAGUGGCUGGCAUUGGGAAAACAGUCUUAACACAGAAGUUCACUCUGGACUGGGCUGAAGACAAAGCCAACCAGGACAUACACUUCACAUUUCCAUUCACUUUCAGAGAGCUGAAUGUGCUGAAAGAGAAAAAGUACAGCUUGGUGGAACUUGUUCAUCACUUCUUUACUGAAACCAAAGAAGCAGGAAUCUGCAGGUUUGAAGAGUUCCAGGUUGUGUUCAUCUUUGAUGGUCUGGAUGAGUGUCGACUUCCUCUGGACCUGCACAACACUGAGAUCCUGACUGAUGUUACAGAGUCCACGUCAGUGGAUGUGCUGCUGACAAACCUCAUCAGGGGGAAACUGCUUCCCUCUGCUCGCCUCUGGAUAACCACACGACCUGCAGCAGCCAAUCAGAUCCCUCCUGAGUGUGUUGGCAUGGUGACAGAGGUCAGAGGGUUCACUGACCCACAGAAGGAGGAGUACUUCAGGAAGAGAUUCAGAGAUGAGGAGCAGGCCAGCACCAUCAUCUCCCACAUCAAAACAUCACGAAGCCUCCACAUCAUGUGCCACAUCCCAGUCUUCUGCUGGAUCACUGCUUCAGUUCUGAAGGAUGUGUUGAAAAGCAGAGAGAGAGGACAGAGAGGAGAGCUGCCCAAGACCCUGACUGAGAUGUACAUCCACUUCCUGGUGGUUCAGUCCAAACUGAAGAACGUCAAGUAUCAUGGAGGAGAUGAGACGGAUCCACACUGGAGUCCAGAGAGCAGGAAGAUGAUUGAGUCUCUGGGAAAACUGGCUUUUGAGCAGCUGCAGAAAGGCAACCUGAUCUUCUAUGAAUCAGACCUGACAGAUUGUGGCAUCGAUAUCAGAGCAGCCUCAGUGUACUCAGGAGUGUUCACACAGGUCUUUAAAGAGGAGAGAGGGCUGUACCAGGACAAGGUAUUCUGCUUCGUCCAUCUGAGCCUUCAGGAGUUUCUGGCUGCUCUUCAUGUCCAUCUGACAUUCAUCAAGUCUGGAGUCAAUCUGCUGGCAGAAGAACAAACAACAUCCUGGUGGUCUAAGGUAUUUAAAGACAAACCUGAACCAACAUAUUUCUACCAGAGUGCUGUGGACGAGGCCUUAAAGAGUCCAAAUGGACACCUGGACUUGUUCCUCCGCUUCCUCCUGGGUCUUUCACUGCAGACCAAUCAGACUCUCCUACGAGGUCUGCUGACACAGACAGGAAAUCGCUCACAGACCAAUCAGGAAACAGUCAAGUUCAUCAAGAAGAAGAUCAGUGAGAAUGUGUCUGCACAGAGAAGCAUCAAUCUGUUCCACUGUCUGAAUGAACUGAAUGAUCGUUCUCUAGUGGAGGAGAUCCAACAGUCCCUGAGAUCAGGAAGUCUCUCCACAGAUAAACUGUCUCCUGCUCAGUGGUCAGCUCUGGUCUUCAUCUUACUGUCAUCAGAUAAAGAUCUGGACGUGUUUGACCUGAAGAAAUACUCUGCUUCAGAGGAGGCUCUUCUGAGGCUGCUGCCACUGGUCAAAGCCUCCAACAGAGCUCUAGGUGCACACAUAACUAUCCAGAUUAAUGUAGUUUAAUCUUUGCUCAGUGAAGAAAACUAAUGUUUGCAAUUUUCUUCUUUGUUCUGCUUAUUCUUCAUCAGGCUGGGUGGCUGUAACCUCUCAGAGAGAAGCUGUGCAGCUCUGUCCUCAGUUCUCAGCUCCCAGUCCUCCAGUCUGAGAGAUCUGGACCUGAAUAACAACAACCUGCAGGAUUCAGGAGUGGAGCAGCUUUCUGCUGGACUGGAGAGUCCACACUGCAGACUGAAAACUCUCAAUCUGUCAGGAUGUCUGAUCACAGAGGAAGGCUGUGCUUCUCUGGCCUCAGCUCUGAGCGCCAACCCCUCCCAUCUGAGAGAGCUGGACCUGAGAUACAAUCAUCCAGGAGACUCAGGAGAGAAGAUCCUGUCUGCUGGACUGGAGGAUCCACACUGGAGACUGGACACUCUCAGGAUGGACCAUGGUGGGCCGCAGAGACUGAAACCUGGUGUGAGGAAGUAUGUCUGUGAACUGGAACUGGAUCCAAACACAAUGAACAAAAAACUCAAACUGUCUGAUAACAACAGGAAGGUGACAUGUGUGAAGGAGGAUCAGUCAUAUCCUGAUCAUCCAGACAGAUUUGACUACUGGCCUCAGCUGCUGUGUAGAAAUGUUCUGACUGGUCGCUGUUACUGGGAGGUCGAGUGGAGAGGAAGAGUUGAUAUAUCAGUGAGUUACAGAGAAAUCAGCAGGAAAGGAACCAGUGAUGACUGUAUGUUUGGAAGAAAUGAUCAGUCCUGGAGACUGGACUGCUCUGAUAAUGGCCAUUACUCUGUUUGGUACAAUAAGAGACAAACAUCCUCCUCCUCCUCCUCCUCCUCCUCUGUCUCUAACAGAGUAGCAGUGUAUGUGGACUGUCCUGCUGGCACUCUGUCCUUCUACAGAGUCUCCUCUGACACACUGAUCCACCUCCACACCUUCAACACCACAUUCACUGAACCACUGUAUGCUGGGUUUGCAGCCUGGUCUGGUUCCUCAGUGUCUGUGAGCUCAGAGGUUCCCAGUGAUCAGUCUGCACAGCAGCAUCAAACACAGCUGGACUCCAUAUUUAUGCUGCUGGAGGAGAACAUCCUCACUUUUGUGAAGAACGAGCUGAAGAGAGUCCAGAGGGGUCUGAGUCCAGAUGACCCAGAAUGCUUAGAGAGUCAGAGUGAGGAUGAGGAGGUGUUGGACGGUGAGGAGGAAGAGCAGAGGAGGAGCAGCAGAGAGGCAUUUCUGAAGAUCACACUGCACUUCCUGAGGAGAAUGAAGCAGGAGGAGCUGGCUGAGCGUCUGCAGAGCAGAGCUUGUGCUGCAAAGUGUCGACGUAAACUCAAGUCUAACCUGGAGAAGAAGUUCCAGUGUCUGUUUGAGGGGAUCGCUAAAGCAGGAAACCCAACCCUUCUGAAUCAGAUCUACACACCGCUUUACAUCACAGAGGGAGGGACUGCAGAGGUCAAUGAUGAACAUGAGGUCAGACAGAUUGAAACAGCAUCCAGGAAACCAGUCAGACCAGAAACAACAAUCAGACAUGAAGACAUCUUUAAAGCCUCACCUGGAAGAGAUGAACCAAUCAGAACAGUGAUGACAAAGGGAGUGGCUGGCAUUGGGAAAACAGUCUUAACACAGAAGUUCACUCUGGACUGGGCUGAAGACAAAGCCAACCAGGACAUACACUUCACAUUUCCAUUCACUUUCAGAGAGCUGAAUGUGGUGAAAGAGAAAAAGUACAGCUUGAUGGAACUUGUUCAUCACUUCUUUACUGAAACCAAAGAAGCAGGAAUCUGCAGGUUUGAAGAGUUCCAGGUUGUGUUCAUCUUUGAUGGUCUGGAUGAGUGUCGACUUCCUCUGGACUUCCACAACAAUGAGAUCCUGACCGAUGUUACAGAGUCCACCUCAGUGGAUGUGCUGCUGACAAACCUCAUCAGGGGGAAACUGCUUCCCUCUGCUCGCCUCUGGAUAACCACACGACCUGCAGCAGCCAAUCAGAUCCCUCCUGAGUGUGUCGGCAUGGUGACAGAGGUCAGAGGGUUCACUGAUGCACAGAAGGAGGAGUACUUCAGGAAGAGAUUCAGAGAUAAGGAGCAGGCCAGCACCAUCGUCUCCCACAUCAAGACAUCACGAAGCCUCCACAUCAUGUGCCACAUCCCAGUCUUCUGCUGGAUCACUGCUACAGUUCUGGAGGAUGUGUUGAAAAGCAGAAAGAGAGGAGAGCUGCCCAAGUCCCUGACUGAGAUGUACAUCCACUUCCUGGUGAUUCAAUCCAAACUGAAGAACAUCAAAUAUGAUGGAAGAGCUCAGACAGAUCCACACUGGAGUCCAGAGAGCAGGAAGAUGAUUGAGUCUCUGGGAAAACUGGCUUUUGAGCAGCUGCAGAAAGGCAACCUGAUCUUCUAUGAAUCAGACCUGACAGAGUGUGGCAUCGAUAUCAGAGCAGCCUCAGUGUACUCAGGAGUGUUCACACAGGUCUUUAAAGAGGAGAGAGGGCUGUACCAGGACAUGGUGUUCUGCUUCGUCCAUCUGAGUGUUCAGGAGUUUCUGGCUGCUCUUCAUGUUCAUCUGACAUUCAUCAAGUCUGGAGUUAAUCUACUGACAGAAAAUCCAAGAACAUCCAGGUGGUCUCAAGUGUGUAAAGACAAACCUGAAUCAACACGUUUCUACCAGAGUGCUGUGGACGAGGCCUUAAAGAGUCCAAAUGGACACCUGGACUUGUUCCUCCGCUUCCUCCUGGGUCUUUCACGGCAGACCAAUCAGACUCUCCUACGAGGUCUGCUGACACAGACAGGAAGUAACUCAAAGACGAAUCACAGUACAGUCGAGUACAUCAAGAAGAAGAUCAGUGAGAAUGUGUCUGCAGAGAGAAGCAUCAAUCUGUUCCACUGUCUGAAUGAACUGAAUGAUCGUUCUCUAGUGGAGGAGAUCCAACAGUACCUGAGAUCAGGAAGUCUCUCCACAGAUAAACUGUCUCCUGCUCAGUGGUCAGCUCUGGUCUUCAUCUUACUGUCAUCAGAAAAAGAUCUGGACGUGUUUGACCUGAAGAAAUACUCUGCUUCAGAGGAGGCUCUUCUGAGGCUGCUGCCAGUGGUCAAAGCCUCCAACAAAGCUCUGCUGCAUGGCUGUAACCUCACAGAGGCAAGCUGCGCAGCUCUGUCCUCAGUUCUCAGCUCCCAGUCCUCCAGUCUGAGAGAUCUGGACCUGAGUAACAACAACCUGCAGGAUUCAGGAGUGAAGCAACUGUCUGCUGGAUUGGAGAAUCUACAUUGCACACUGGAAACUCUCAGUCUGUCAGGAUGUGUGAUCACAGAGGAAGGCUGUGCUUCUCUGGCCUCAGCUCUGAGCGCCAACCCCUCCCAUCUGAGAGAGCUGGACCUGAGCUACAAUCAUCCAGGAGACUCAGGAGAGAAGCUUCUGUCUACUGGACUGAAGGAUCCACACUGGAGACUGGACACUCUCAGGAUGGACCAUGGUGGACCGCAGAGACUGAAACGUGGUCUGAGGAAGUAUGCCUGUGAAUUGGAACUGGAUCCAAACACAAUGAACAGACACCUCAAACUGUCUGACAACAACAGGAAGGUGACAUAUGUGAAGAAGUAUCAUUCAUAUCCUGAUCAUCCAGACAGAUUUGACUGCUGGCCUCAGCUGCUGUGUAGAAAUGUUCUGACAGGUCGCUGUUACUGGGAGGUUGAGUGGAGAGGACAUGUUUCUAUAUCAGUGAGUUACAGAGGAAUCAGCAGGAAAGGAUACAGUGAUGACUGUUGGUUUGGAGGGAACGAUCAGUCCUGGAGUCUGAGCUGCUCUGAGGAUGGUUGUGGUUACUCUGUCUGUCACAAUAACAGAGAAAUAUUCAUCUCCUCCUCCUCCUCCUCUGUCUCUAACAGAGUAGCAGUGUAUGUGGACUGUCCUGCUGGCACUCUGUCCUUCUACAGAGUCUCCUCUGACACGCUGAUCCACCUCCACACCUUCAACACCACAUUCACUGAACCUCUGUAUGCUGGAUUUGCAGUAUGGUCUGGUUCAGUGUCUCUGUGUCCUCUGUAG